This is a messenger RNA of Cucurbitaria berberidis CBS 394.84, 1410 nucleotides long. Its product is annotated as camp-dependent protein kinase A. Gene Ontology annotation, cellular component: nucleus; cAMP-dependent protein kinase complex. Lineage: Eukaryota; Fungi; Ascomycota; Dothideomycetes; Pleosporales; Cucurbitariaceae. The transcript has 3 exons. Bases 1 to 1410 code for a protein of 469 amino acids. Gene Ontology annotation, biological process: peptidyl-serine phosphorylation. Gene Ontology annotation, molecular function: cAMP-dependent protein kinase activity; ATP binding. The record is from RefSeq and is a predicted model, not a curated record.
AUGCCUAGCCUCGGAUUCCUCAAGAAGAAGCGGACGAAAGACUCGACGGGCUCCCGAGACCUCGACUCGCCGACUUCGCCCAUCAAGGACACGGCGUCGCCCAUUACGCCCACGUCGUCGCGCAAGUCGGGCUCCUUCCACCUGCACCGGACAAAGACCAACGACUCGUCCCAAAACUCCCAGGCCGCGGCCGCGCCCUCGAAGCCCUCGUCCGACUCAAUGAACCCCGCCUUUGCGCAGCAGCAGUAUGCGAGCCCGCAGUCGACCGCGCAGCCCUCGCACAACACCCCCAGCAUACAGAACCUGAUCCACCCCCACAACACGAAUGCGCCCGCGAAGAAUAAUGCCGGCGCCAACUUCCAGACGCAGCCCCUCAACCAGACCCGCACCACAAAGGGCAAAUACUCGCUGACCGACUUCACCAUCCAGCGCACGCUGGGCACGGGUAGCUUCGGCCGAGUCCACUUAGUCCAGUCCAAGCACAAUCAGCGCUUCUACGCCGUCAAGGUGCUGAAGAAGGCGCAGGUCGUCAAGAUGAAGCAGGUCGAGCACACCAACGAUGAGCGCCGCAUGCUGCAGCAGGUCAAGCACCCGUUCCUCAUUACCCUCUGGGGCACCUUUCAGGAUUCCAAGAAUCUCUACAUGGUCAUGGAUUUUGUAGAAGGGGGCGAGCUGUUUAGUCUGUUGCGAAAGUCCCAGCGCUUUCCCAAUCCUGUUGCCAAGUUCUACGCCGCCGAAGUCACGCUCGCGCUCGACUACCUACACUCGCACAACAUCAUCUACCGCGAUCUGAAGCCCGAGAAUCUGCUCUUGGACCGACACGGCCAUUUGAAGAUCACAGACUUUGGCUUUGCAAAAGAAGUUCCCGACAUCACAUGGACGCUCUGUGGCACACCCGAUUAUCUAGCACCCGAAGUAGUCGCUUCCAAGGGCUACAACAAGUCGGUCGAUUGGUGGUCUCUUGGCAUUCUCAUAUUUGAAAUGCUCUGCGGUUUUACCCCCUUCUGGGAUGGUGGCUCACCCAUGAAGAUUUACGAGAAUAUCCUCAAGUCCAGGGUCAAAUAUCCGCCUUACAUCCACCCCGACGCACAUGAUCUGCUGCAAAAGCUCAUCACCCCAGAUCUCACCAAGCGACUCGGCAACCUCCACGGGGGCAGCAAAGACGUCAUGAACCACCCGUGGUUCGCAGAAGUGACGUGGGACAGACUGCAAAAGAAGGACAUUGACGCGCCCUACGUGCCGCCUGUCAGAGCUGGCGUUGGCGACGCCAGCCAGUUCGAUAAGUAUCCAGAGGAGACGGAAGCAUACGGUCAGGCAGGCGAUGACCCGUGCGUGAAGAGUCCUCCUUACACAGUAGACCAUAUUCUGACGUGUCCGAACAGUCACGGACACCUGUUUCCCGACUUUUAG